AUGGAAAGUAAGAACAUUUUUUUCUCGAGCUUCGGACAAAUCGAGGAGGAGGUGGUGGUCGGGAUCGAUGAGGCGGGCAGAGGUCCUGUGGUUGGGUACAUGGUGUAUGGUGCAUUGGUUGUUCCAAGAGGUGUGCUGGAGGAUGUGGGAUUCAAGGACUCGAAGGUCCUAACGCCUGCACAAAGAUACAAUUUCUUCCAGAUGAUAAAGAAGAAGGGCUUUGGAUAUGCUUACCAUUGCAGCCAUCCGGACUACAUCACAGAAAUGAUGCAAGUAAGGUCUGUAAGCCUAAACGAGGUGUCGAUUGGAUCUGUUCUAAGAAUCCUUGACGAAGUACAAAGCAAGUGCAGAAGAGUAGAUACCAUCUAUGUGGAUGCACUGGGUGAUUGUAGGAAGUACAAGGAAAGGCUUGAAAAGGACUAUCCAUACAGAUUCGUGGUAGAAGAACGGGCAGACUCGAAGUUUCAGGUUGUCUCUGGAGCCAGCAUAGUUGCCAAGGUCCAGAGAGACAUGCUGAUUUCAGAGUUUGGGGAAGACCUCGGGUCUGGAUAUCCAAGUGACCCAGAAACAAUUAGAUGGCUCAGAAAAAACAUCAAUGUGGUCUUUGGAUUUCCGCCCGGGGUCAGGUACUCAUGGGCUACAGUCAAGAAAAUGCUUGGGGAGAGAAAGUCGAGACCACUCAAGGGAGCCUUAAGCGGGUUCUAUCUCGAUAGCACCUAA
This is a messenger RNA of Encephalitozoon cuniculi GB-M1, 720 nucleotides long. Its product is annotated as ribonuclease H2 catalytic subunit RNH201. Gene Ontology annotation, cellular component: ribonuclease H2 complex. Gene Ontology annotation, molecular function: RNA binding; RNA-DNA hybrid ribonuclease activity. NCBI's taxonomy places the organism in Eukaryota, Fungi, Microsporidia, Unikaryonidae. Gene Ontology annotation, biological process: DNA replication, removal of RNA primer; mismatch repair. The transcript has a single exon. The coding region runs from base 1 to 720 and encodes 239 amino acids. The record is from RefSeq and is marked provisional.